AUGCAUGUGAUCAGCACUCCGACAAGCGAUUCGACUCCCGUCGAGUCGGAGGUCACGAGCAAAUGCUCCAGUGACGAUGGCAUCUCCAGCCCGCCGGAGAUCUCCGGCCUCAGGGCAUCCGCCUCUCCCGGACACCGCCAGCAGGUCCCCAUCGCCGUCGUCGGCAUCGCCUGCCGCCUGCCCGGCCACGGCAACUCGCCCACGGCGCUCUGGGAGUUCCUCCAGAAGGGAGGCAUCGCCAAAAACGAGCCCCCUCCGUCCCGCUUCGGCCUCGAAGGCCACUACGACAAGACGAGGCGGCCGCGGACCAUGAAGUCCCCCGGCGGGAUGUUCAUGGAGGACGUCGACGCCGAGGUCUUCGACGGCCAGUUCUUCAACAUCAGCCGUGCUGACUGUAUCGCCAUGGACCCCCAGCAACGGCAGCUGCUGGAGGUGACCUACGAGUGUCUCGAGAAUGCCGGCAUUCCCCUCGAGUCGCUGAGUGGCACCAAGACUGGUGUCAUUGCUGGCACGAACUUCAUAGACUACGCUGCCAUUCAGAACCGUGAUCCCGAGGACAGAGCCGACUCCAUCACCAUCGGUCUGGCUUCGUCAAUCCUGAGUAAUCGCGUCAGCCAUUUCCUCAACGUGAACGGUCCAAGCAUGACCAUCGACACGGCCUGCUCGGCCAGUCUAGUCUCCGUAGACGUAGCCUGCCGCUACCUGGACGCCUUCCAAGCCGACGCCAUGAUCGUCGGGGGAGCCAACAUGUGGAUCACCCCGGAACACAACGAGGAGGUCGGCAUGAUGAACAUGACCCAGUCCGCCUCGGGCAAGUGCCACAGCUUCGACGCCAAGGCCGACGGCUACGUCAAGGCCGAGGGCAUCAACGCCGUCUUCCUCAAGCGCCUCGACGACGCCCUGCGCGACGGCGACCCCAUCCGCGCCGUCAUCCGCGGAACCGCCGCGAACGCCUCCGGCCGUACCGCAGGCAUCGCCAACCCCAGCCCCGACGCCCAGGCCGCCGUCACCCGGGCGGCGUAUAAGAACGCCGGCAUCGUCGAUUUCAAGGCCACCCACUUCCUCGAGUGCCACGGCACCGGCACGCUCGCUGGCGACCCCGUCGAAGUGAAGGGCGCAGCCUCCGUGUUCGCGGCCGGCCGCGAGCCCGGCCAAGAGCUCGUCAUCGGCUCCAUCAAGAGCAACAUCGGCCACUCCGAGGCCGCUGCUGGCCUGUCCGGUCUGCUCAAGGCCACCAUGGCCCUGGAGAAGGGCAUCAUCCCCGGCAACCCCACCUUCAUCGACCCGAACCCCAACAUCGACUGGAAGGCCUCCAUGGUGAAGGCGUCGAGGACGUCUCUGAAGUGGCCGAGCACAUCCGCCGUCCGUCGUGCCAGCGUCAACUCGUUCGGCUUCGGCGGUGCCAACGCCCACGCCGUGCUGGAAAACGCACCCCUCACGUCGCCCCACGUCCUGUCCUACAACCAGGCCGUGUCCACCAAUUUCUUCGACGACGACGAAGACGAAGAGGAGGACUACGACGAGGCAAGCAUCUCCGGGCCGCCCACCGUCCUGGUGUUCUCCGCCAACGACCAGGCGUCGCUCAAGAGCUACACCAAGUCUCUCUCCUCCCAUCUCCUGAACCCCAUGGUGUCUGUCGAGUUGGCGGACCUCGCCUACACCCUCUCCGAGAGGAGGAGCAGGCAUUACUACCGGGGAUACGUCAUUACACGCUCGACCAAGGCCAAGUUCAGCCAGGACGCACUCGUGACGGGGAAGCAGAGGACAUCACCUCCCAGGAUUGGCUUCGUCUUCACCGGACAGGGUGCACAGUGGUCCCAGAUGGGGCGAGAGCUUCUGGAGGCCUUUCCCCAAGCCAAGAGCGUCAUCCAGGACCUGGACGACGUCCUGCAGGCACUACCAGAGCCUCCCGAGUGGAGGCUUCUCAACGAACUCACCGAAGACCGUACACCGGAGGCUCUGCGCCAGCCUGAAUUCUCGCAGCCUCUCGUGACGGCGCUACAGCUCGCGCUCCUCGACGUCCUGGAGCACUGGGGCAUCCGACCCAAGGCUGUCGUCGGCCAUUCGUCCGGUGAGAUUGCCGCCGCCGCCGCCGCCGGACUGAUGUCGCGCGAGGACGCCAUCAAGACCGCAUACUUCCGUGGCCAGGCCGCGAAGAAAGUCGGCCCCGCCCCCGAACCCGUGGGCAUGUUGGCUGUCGGCGUCGGUGCCGAGACGGUCGAGAAGUACCUCCGGCCCGAAGAGGGCAAGAUCCAGAUCGCUUGCUACAACAGCCCGACCAGUCUGACCAUGUCCGGCACCGCCUCCGCCUUGGAGAAGCUUCGCGACCGGCUUCAGGAAGAUGGCCAUUUCGCCAGGCUGCUCCUCGUCGACCUCGCCUACCACUCCGACUACAUGGCCGAGAUUGGGGAGGUGUAUGAGGGCAUGCUCCUGAGCAGCAACACGCCCGCGAAGAAAGAGCCCAACGCCUACAGCCAGGCGUCCGGCGUGCGCAUGUUCAGCUCUGUCACGGGCAAGCCGCUGUCGUCAUCGGAAGCCCCCGACGCAGCCUACUGGAAGAAGAACAUGGUCUCCCCAGUGCAGUUCACCCAGGCUGCGUCCGAACUGCUCCUCGACGCCCAGGAGGGCGCCGACUUCCUCGUCGAGCUCGGCCCCAGCAACGCCCUGUCUGGGCCCAUCUCGCAAAUCAAGAAGGCCGUAGCCAGCACCAACAUGGCCGCCGGCGAUGCGCAGUACGUGUCGGCGCUGAAGAGAGGUGCCGACGCGACCCUGGCCUUGUACAACGCCGUGGGACAGCUGUUCCUCGCGGGAGGCCAGGCCGAUCUCGCCCGUGUGAACCGCGUGCACCGGUAUAAUGCGCGCGUCAUCGUCGACCUGCCCAACUACGCGUGGAACCAUUCGACCAGCUACUGGCACGAGUCGCGGGCCAGCAAGGACUGGCGGUUCAAAAAGUUCAUCAACCACGACCUCCUCGGCUCCAAGAUGCUGGGCACCCCCUGGCAGGCGCCUAUCUUCAAGAAAGUCCUCAAGGUCGCCGAUCUUCCGUGGCUCCGGGACCAUAAGCUGGGCAGCGAGCUGGUCUUCCCCGCCGCAGGAUACGUGGCCAUGGCAGUGGAGGCCGUCUACCAGACUACUCUGGUGACCAAGUGGAAGGGCGAAGCGCCCCCUCGUUACCGUUUCCGCCUGCGGGAUGUGAAGCUCCUCCGUGCCAUGGUCCUCGAGGAAGGUACCGAAACUCGGAUGACGCUGUCCCUUACGCCCGUCAAGGGAGGUUCGACCCGGUCAUGGUUCGAGUACACGGUCUGCACCAUGCAGGACGCGCUCCCCGUCGACCCCGUGCACAGCGCCGGCUUGGUGUGCAUCGAGACCGACUACCAGGACGACCGCACCGCACCAGCCGGCGCUGUGGCGCCCCUUGAGCUGGCGACAUCCGCUCGCGUGUGGUACAAGGCCCUGGCGGAUCUGGGGUACAACUUUGGCCCGAGCUUCCAAAAGCACCUGCAGGUCGAGGCCACCAUGGGUCAGAGGAAGAGCCGAUCCACCGUCAACCUCGAGCCUCCUCCGGGUCAUCCGAACGGACAGUCCUUCUACCCGCUCCACCCGGCCGUCAUGGACGCAUGCUUCCAGUCUGCAUCGCCGCCUCUGUGGAAGGGCGAUCUCCCUUCUACAGGAGCCACUGUCCUCGUGCCCAAGAUCAUCGACAGCAUCGUCAUCGAGGCUGGCCAAGACUGGACGCUGCCCGUGGAGGGCGUCUCCCUAGCCUCCGCGCGCUUCCUCGGGGUAGGCAACGCAGAGAACCCCCGCAACUACGCCACCAGCGUCGAGCUAUACAAUCCCCAGGACGGCACCUUCCUGUUCGAAAUGAGCGGCCUGGCCUCGGGCGAGAUGGAGACGAGCGAUAUGGAGAAGCCCAAGCAGACGCUUAUGCGUGUGGCUUGGAACGCGGACGUCGAUUUGCUGAUGGCGGGUGAUGAGGCGGCGAAGAAGCAGUGGCUCCAGGAAAAGCCGAUUGGAGACGUGAUCGACCUCAUGGCGCACAAGAAGCCAGGCCUCAGCGUCCUAGAGCUGAACCUCGGAUCCGAAGACGGUUCCAGUUUGUGGCUGCCCGAGGAGGAGAAGGAGAAUGCCAUCCGCGCAGCCUGCUCCCAAUACCACCUGGCAGUCCGAGAGGCCAAGGUGCUGAUCGGUGCCCAGGAACGCCUCGGUUCUCGUGUCCCUUCUCCCCAGUUCCACUUGGUGGAUGCCUCCAAGCCGGCAGAGGUCGCAGGAGACGUCAAGCUCGACCUGGCCAUCGUCAAGGCAACGCCAGAUUCGGGCAUCGAUGAGGCGACGGUGGUGAAGAGCCUGGCCACGGCUGUCGCGGAGGGCGGAUAUAUCGUCGCCAGCGGAUUCAGCGAGUCGGCCUUCAGCAGUAUCGGAAAGACGACGGUCUUCGGCGAAAACUCAAUCAUCUGCCAGGUUGAAAGCUUUGGCGAGGCGGAUAAUACAAGCGAAGAACCGCAGAGCAAGACUGUUGCCCACAUCAGUCUUGUUGAAUCGCAGACGACCAGCGUGGCCGGCAUGGUGGACGCACUCACAGCCAAGGGCUGGGCUAUCCAAACAGCAGUCGACCCCAUCAAGGAGAUCUCUUCGUCAUCUGGCGGAAGUGAAGCCGUCGUCGUCGUCCUCGAUGAGCUCUUCGAAUCGGUGACUGACCGUUUCAACGACAACCAAUGGGCAAUUCUCAAGCACCUCGCCCAAGAACGAUGCCGCCUCCUCUGGGUGACGGCCGGGGCGCACCUUUCUGUCACCGACCCGACCAAGGCGGCCAUCACCGGUCUUCUCCGCACCCUGCGAGCGGAAGAGCAGCUGCCGUUCGCGACCCUCGACGUGGAGAGCGCCACUGGUGAGGCCACGGCCUCGGCUAUUUCGGCGUGCCUGGAGCGCGUGUCUGCGCCGGAGUUUGGAAAAUCCGAUAGCGGUCCAACCGACAACGAGUUUGUCGAACGCGGCGGCGUCGUGUCUGUUAGCCGUCUGGUGCCUGACGCGGAGAUUACCACGACCCUCCAGAGCGACACGCCGCAGACCCAGAUGGUGGAUCUGCGUGCGUGGGAGGCGCCAGUGCAGCUGCGCUGUGAGCGCCUCGGCAACCUGGACGCUGUUCACUUUGCCGAGGCGGCCCCCGAGGCCGUGCCCCUUGCUCCCGGCAUGGUCGAGGUGGAGGUGCGGGCUGCUGGCCUGAACUACAAGGAUGUGGUGGUCACAAUGGGCAUCGUGCCUGGCGACGAGACGGCGCUGGGUCACGAGGCCGCUGGUGUGGUUUCCAGGGUCGCUCCGGGGGUGACGGGAUUCGCCCCAGGGGACCGCGUGGUCGUCUUCGGCAAGGGAUGUUUCUCGAACCGGCUGCAAGCUGUACCGGCUCGCGUGCAUCGCAUCCCCGACAACCUUUCUUUCGACGAGGCGGCAACGCUACCGGUUGUGUACCUGACAAGUCUCUAUGCGCUCUUCGAUAUGGGCCAACUUUCGUUCGGCAAGCGGGUGCUCAUUCAUUCCGCGGCCGGAGGCGUGGGCAUCGCGGCUAUCCAGCUCGCCAAGUACGUCGGUGCGGAAGUGUUUGUGACGGUGGGAACGGCCGAGAAGCGGGAGUUCCUCAAGUCGACGUUUGGUAUUGCCGACGAUCAUAUCUUCAACUCACGCAACACCGACUUUGCGGGCCAGAUUCUCGCGGCGACGGACAACAAGGGCGUCGACGUCGUGCUCAACUCGCUUAUCGGCGAUAUGCUGGACGAGUCGUUCCGUAUGUUGGCGGACGGCGGAAUUAUGGUCGAGAUCGGCAAGAGAGACAUUCUCGAUCGCAACAGCCUGUCGAUGGAGCCGUUCGACCGCAACAUCUCGUUCAGGGCCGUCGACUUCUCCCCCGAGAGAGCUCAGGACGCGGUCGUGUCGCGACUGAUGAACAAGCUCUUUGAGCUCGUCAGGAGCGGCCAUGUUAAGCCCAUCAAUCCUAUCCACCGAUUCUCGUGGACGGACAUCCCUUCAGCCCUCCGGUUCCUUCGAACGGGCAAGCAUAUCGGAAAGAUUGUCCUGUCGGAUGAUGGUCCCGAUGCGAAGAUUCAAGUUCCGAUCCGACGAGCUCCUAAGAAUCUGCGUCUGCUGGAAGAUAAGUCCUACCUCAUUGUGGGCGGUCUUCGCGGCCUUUGCGGUUCCCUCGCCAUAUACCUGGCGAAGGCCGGAGCAAGGCACAUUUCCGUCAUGGCUCGCAGUGGAUACGGUGAUGAAAAGUCGCGGGGUGUGGUGAAGCAGAUCAAGGCACUCGGAGCACACAUCGACCUCUUGACGGCCGAUGUCACCAACGCGGAAGACGUCGAGCGGGCGUUCCAGGAGACAAAGGUGCCCAUCGGAGGCAUAAUCCAGGGUGCAAUGGUUCUUCGGGAUCGGCCGUUUGACUCGAUGACCCUCACCGAGUACCACGAAGCCAUUGGCUGCAAGAUUCAGGGCACCUGGAACCUGCACCAGACGGCAGAGAAGCUCCAGCUCAGCCUGGACUUCUUCACGCUCCUGUCGUCCAUCUCGGGCAUUGUGGGCAACCGUGGUCAGUCCAACUACGCGGCAGCCAACGUCUUCCUCGACGCGUUCGCGAGUUACCGCCGCUCCAGAGGCCAGGCAGCGAGCUCGGUCGACCUCGGCGUCAUCGAAGAUGCGGGUGUCAUUGCCGAGAACGAGAAGCUGCACGAUCAGUUCGACUCGCGUAUGUUCAAGGGCAUCAACAACGCCACGCUGAGCAAGAUCCUGUAUGUCUCGCUCCUGCAACAACAGCAGCAGCAAGAACAGGCGAUAUCGUCGUCUUCGUCUCUGUCGUCUGGCCUGGUCGAGCAAGCCCAGAUCAUCACGGGCCUUAUCGCGCCGCAGCCGGCCGACUCAAGCUUCAAAGACGAUGCACGCUUCUCCGCUCUCUUCACGGCCGAGGGCCAGGGUCAGGGAGGCGGCAACGGCAGCGGCGGAGGCAGCGGCGGGAAUACGGAAGUGAAGGCGCUCUUGCUGCUCUUGAAGAGCCCGUCGGCCGAUCCAGCGGCCAGGCUGAAGGCGACGGUGGAUGUGGUCAACGGCUGCUUCGUGAGGAUGUUGAGGUUGGCGGAGCCUAUGGAUCCGGCUCGACCGCUGGCCGUGUACGGCAUCGACUCGCUGACGGCUGUGGAGGUGCGAAACUGGGUGAGGGCGGAGCUCGGUGCGCUCGUGACGACACUGGACAUUAUGAAUGCCGCGUCACUCACUGCUUUCUGUGAGAAGAUCAUUGCCAAGCUGACGGCUGGUGGAAGAGGAGCCUUGGAAAUUAAUGACGAGAACAAGAGUCGGGGCGAGAAAGACAUCGACGUCACUAACACCACGACUCCUCUCCCCUCCCCCACCUCGUGUCUCUCAUUGUCCCCUCUACAUCAGGGCUGUCGAGAAACCCGAACAUCGAAGCCAUAUUCUCAGGCCCUUCGAUUUCGACAUCGAGGGAGCCGUCUCUUCGAGCCAACAGCCACCAUGGGCCGCUUUAACAUCCCUCUGCCGCCUCUUCGGCUUCCUCCUCUCCUCCGCUCCCUCCCCCCAAGGUCUCUUCAUAUCAUCGCCCUCCUGGUCGCCGUGAACAUCAUCCUCUGGAUUCUCGCCGCCGUCAUCCUAGCAGCCCAUCCCGCCCUCCUCUCCGCCGCCGCCCUCUCCUACAUUCUUGGCCUCCGUCACGCCCUCGACGCCGACCACAUUUCCGCCAUCGACCUCAUGACCCGACGUCUCAUCGCGUCUGGCCAACGCCCCGUCUCCGUCGGUACCUUCUUCUCCCUGGGCCACAGCACCAUUGUCAUUGUCACUUGCAUCAUUGUGGCAGCCACUAGCGGCGCCCUGCGAGACCGUUUCGACGACUUUGCCCGCCUGGGAAACAUCAUCGGCUCGGCCGUUAGCGCCGCUUUCUUGAUUCUACUUUGCCUCGGAAAUGGCUGGGUUCUCUAUCGAUUAAUCCAGAGGCUACGGAAGACCCUGGCUGAGGAACGCAUCCGAACUCGGACUUCAGCCGCAGAGGAUCUCGACUUUGACGACGCCGACCAUGAUGACGAUGCGGCUCAGAACCUUCAGCUGGAAGGCGAGGGUUUCCUGGCUAAUGUCUUUCGCAAGGUAUUCCGCAUCGUCGACCGGCCCUGGAAGAUGUUCCCCCUGGGUGUUCUCUUCGGGCUCGGCUUCGACACGAGUUCCGAGAUUGCCAUCUUGGGCUUAUCCAGCGUACAUGGUGCCCAGGGUACUAGUAUCUGGUUGAUUCUACUUUUCCCCGUCCUCUUCACAGCCGGCAUGUGCAUGCUCGACACCGCCGACGGCGCUCUCAUGAUGGCCCUCUACACCUCCAAGGCUUUUGCACGCGAUCCCGUCGCCAUCUUGUACUACUCCAUCGUCCUUACCGGCAUUACGGUCUUCGUCUCCGCUUUUAUCGGUCUCGUGCAGCUCCUCACCUUGAUUCAAAACGUCGCCGACCUCGAAGGCGGCUUCUGGGACGGCGUCGAGGCCAUCGGCGACCACUUUGACAUCAUCGGCGCCAGCAUCUGCGGUCUCUUCCUCGUCAUCGGCAUCGGUUCCGUUCUCGUGUACCGGCCGUGGCGGGCGAGGUUGGACAAGGCCAGCCGUGAGCAGGUCGGCGUCAGCCCGCCAUCCAACGAAGACGAAGAGGACGGGUUGGUCGGCAGAGCGUCCACCGAGCCCUUGCUGGGUCGCACUCCUUCCAACGGAAGACUGCCAUUAAGAAUAUGGGAAGACCCCAAAUCGCUGACGCUCAAGGGCCGUCUGGGUGGCGAUGGCCAGUUCCACGGCAUACGGUCCCUAUUAUAG
Messenger RNA from Sodiomyces alkalinus F11, 8832 nucleotides. RefSeq lists its product as hypothetical. Gene Ontology annotation, biological process: nickel cation transmembrane transport; fatty acid biosynthetic process; secondary metabolite biosynthetic process. The record is from RefSeq and is a predicted model, not a curated record. Gene Ontology annotation, cellular component: plasma membrane. NCBI's taxonomy places the organism in Eukaryota, Fungi, Ascomycota, Sordariomycetes, Glomerellales, Plectosphaerellaceae. Gene Ontology annotation, molecular function: fatty acid synthase activity; 3-oxoacyl-[acyl-carrier-protein] synthase activity; nickel cation transmembrane transporter activity. The coding region runs from base 1 to 8832 and encodes 2943 amino acids. The transcript is spliced from 12 exons.